AACAAAGGGCACAUUGUAGUGCAUGUUAGCGCUUCUGCUUGAUUUAGACAUCUGAAUUUGAAUGACACUGAUAUGUGUUAAAAAUGAACUCAAGCCACCUCAACAUUUCCAAUGAGCUGCCACCCCCCUCAGGUAAAUGUGUCCGAGACACCAGCAUCACUCAGGUGGUUUUUCCAUGUCUAUAUAGUAUCCUCUUUGCUGUGGGGCUCACCCUCAACUGUCUGGCAGCUUGGAUAUUUUUCCGCAUUCCCAAUUCAACCACAUUCAUUAUAUACCUAAAAAAUGUGGUAGUCGUCGACCUAUUAAUGACUGUGACAAUAUUAAUUAAAACGAUCAGUGAUUCAGGACUUGGAUCUUGGCAGCUGAAGGCUUUUGUAUGUCGAUACUCAGCUGUUGUCUUUUACAUGACUAUGUACAUCAGUAUCAUCCUGCUUGGGCUGAUAAGUGUUGAUCGGUACCUCAAAAUCGCGAAACCCUUUGGAAGAGCCUUCAUCCACAACACAACUUUUGGAAAAGUCCUCACGGUGCUGAUAUGGACGUUAAUGUUUUUUAUAACAGCCCUGCCAAACAUGAUUCUGACAAACAAGACCCCCUCUGCAUCGGUGAAGAAAUGCAGCUCGCUGAAGGGUCCCCUGGGAUUAAAGUGGCACGAAGCUGUAAACUACCUCUGCCAAAUUAUUUUCUGGACUGUUCUUGCCCUGAUGGUUAUCUGUUACACCUUCAUAAGCAAGAAAGUGUAUGAAUCUUACAAAAACUCCAGAAGUAAUGAUAAAAGAGCCACACGAAAAACAAAGGCCAGAGUGUUUAUCGUUGUGGCCGUGUUUUUUAUCUGCUUUGCUCCAUUUCAUUUUACGAGAGUACCGUACACCUUAAGCCAAACAGGAACACUGUCUGACUGCAGGGCACAGAACACACUUUACAUGGCAAAGGAAAGCACCAUGUGGUUGUCAGCAACCAACACAUGCUUAGACCCACUCAUAUAUAUUUUCCUGUGCAAAGUGUUUCGAAAAAUGCUGUUUGAUACUCUGAGACUUAAAUCCAAAACUGUUAAGACAAAUGAAACCUCGACAAACGCAGAGGAAACACCUAUGUAGCAUGAUGCAACACAAUAGAACUGGUUUAUACUGCUAAGUUUUACUUUAUCCUGACCUUGCUAUUUAUUUAUUUCUGCUGUUUGCUUUUUCGUUGCACUUUCAUUUCAAAUCAAAACGAUGUUUCAUGGAUUUUUAUAAAUUACUGUUUUUAUGAGAAUGGGCAGUACUGAUAAGAUAACAAAAUCAGCUGAAAUACUUUUAAUCAAGAAUAUAAGUAUACAACAUACAAAAGAUAACAAGUUUAAAAAAACGUCUUAAUGAAACAGGCCAAACAAAUUACAGCUGUACUUGUGGUUGUCGCUAAAAUCAGCAUGUGAAGUAACAGUAUUUUUAAUUUUUUCAGAAAUGUACUGAUGUUUCUUUUGCAUGCUUUUAGAAUUAUAUCAAAGGAUUUUCUUGUUUUGUUAUUAUUUUAUAUUAUAACAAAUUAGUACAUAUUUUUAAA
This is a messenger RNA of Acipenser ruthenus (sterlet), 1539 nucleotides long. RefSeq names its product P2Y purinoceptor 13-like. The transcript is spliced from 2 exons. Gene Ontology annotation, biological process: negative regulation of adenylate cyclase activity; G protein-coupled receptor signaling pathway. Gene Ontology annotation, molecular function: G protein-coupled purinergic nucleotide receptor activity. Lineage: Eukaryota; Metazoa; Chordata; Actinopteri; Acipenseriformes; Acipenseridae. The coding region runs from base 84 to 1094 and encodes 336 amino acids. Gene Ontology annotation, cellular component: membrane. The record is from RefSeq and is a predicted model, not a curated record.